AUGUCACUCAAGUCUAUCUUGCGCUCUGCCUAUCCCUGGACCAAGAGCCCCUUUAUAGCAUCUGCCCCAAUGCUCAACAUUGCCAUGCCCUCACUCGCAGUGUCUGUUUCAUCUGCCGGAGGACUUGGCUUCCUGGCUGCCGGAUUCGACGUUUCGAACCUCGAGCUCAAUCUGGAAGAAACCGCCCGCCUCGUAAGAGAGCAAUCAGGAUCUCCUAUGCACAAAUUUUCCGAUGACCUGGGCAUUCUCCCUGUUGGUGUUGGGUUUUUGAUCUGGGGAGCCGACCUCUCACUGUCAGUGGCUGCUGUUGAGAAAUACAAGCCAUGUGCUGUGUGGCUCUUUGGCCCCGAGUCCCAGCCCGAUGAUCUGGUGUCGUGGGUAGAGCGAGUGCGGACUGUGACGUCGGGUAAGACCCAGAUUUGGGUACAGGUUGGCUCUGUGGCCGAAGCCACCACUGUGACCAAGGCGCUGGAUCCGGACGUACUCGUCGUCCAGGGCUCAGAUGCUGGUGGACACGGGUUAGCCCGCUCAGCCUCUGUUCUCACCUUGGUACCUGAGGUGCGAGACGCGUUACACCAUCGUCGUAUUCCCAUUCUGGCGGCUGGUGGAAUUGUUGAUGGACGGGGCGUUGCUGCGUCUCUUGCCUUGGGGUCUGAAGGUGUAGUUAUGGGCACUCGUUUCCUUGCUUCCUUGGAGGCGAAUAUUGCUCGUGGCUAUCAGGCGGAGAUUUUGCGCGUUUCCGAUGGCGGCAUCAGCACUGUUCGGUCCACGGUCUACGAUCGGGUGAGGGGAAUUGGUGGCUGGCCAACUCGAUAUGAUGGGCGUGGGGUCAUCAAUGAUAGCUAUGUUGACGCGGUAGAAAGGGGGUUGAGUGACGAGGAAAAUAAACGACGGUAUGAGGAAGAGCUGACAAAGGGGGACUCCGGAUGGGGACCCAGUGGCAGACUGACGACAUAUGCCGGAACAGGUGUCGGAUUGGUCAAGGAAAAUUUGUCUGCAGCAGCUAUUAUUGAGGGGGUUCUUCUGGAAGCAAAUAAGGUCAUUAUGGAAAUGUCUUGA
Molecule: messenger RNA, 1059 nt
Organism: Aspergillus wentii DTO 134E9
Lineage: Eukaryota; Fungi; Ascomycota; Eurotiomycetes; Eurotiales; Aspergillaceae
Product: nitronate monooxygenase
Exons: 1
Coding region: 1-1059 (352 amino acids)
Molecular function (GO): nitronate monooxygenase activity
Source: RefSeq, a predicted model, not a curated record